Molecule: messenger RNA, 2999 nt
Organism: Oreochromis niloticus (Nile tilapia)
Lineage: Eukaryota; Metazoa; Chordata; Actinopteri; Cichliformes; Cichlidae
Product: TCDD-inducible poly [ADP-ribose] polymerase
Exons: 6
Coding region: 418-2337 (639 amino acids)
Cellular component (GO): nucleus
Molecular function (GO): metal ion binding; NAD+ poly-ADP-ribosyltransferase activity
Source: RefSeq, a predicted model, not a curated record
UUAGUAUUGCAUGCCUUAACAGGGUGAAAGGACUGGACUGAAAAUGAGUAAAAUGUCCAAAGAAAAACUUUAAAAGAGUUUCAGAAAACCUGUCUUUGAAUUAAAAAUCACAACGACGCUGGGCUUCAAAAUAUGUUUUUAUGUAUCAGCUGUUUGUAGUUCUGUUCAGAAUGCAGUGAAAGUAUCCAUUUUAUUUUAUUUUUUUUUUCAUUUUUAGUGGGGGGUUUUCUUGGUAUAUGAACAGCCUUUGCACACCGUUCUCUUUCCCCUCCCUCUGAACUCUACAGCCUGGCGCAUUGAAAGCUGACCGUCUUUUGUAUAAGGAAGGGUUUUAAAGCCAUAUGCCUAAAAGCUUCUUUUUUUCCCCUGCAACUUUGACUCAGCAAAGUUUAGAGGCCUGAGGCGGACUCACGGUUAAUGAAGUCCAACAUGGCUGGAAUUUCAUGCAAAAGGGCAACAAAGAGAAAGAUGUCUGCUAGUGCUAAGGCUGCAGAACCCGUGUCCAGGUCCUCCAAAGUCACCUUUCUGAGCCCGUCUCUCCUCCUCUUGGAAAUCCCUGCUGACGCCGACACCAGCCUCCCAGUGUGGGAGGCCAUGAGAGCCGAGCAAGCUGACAUCACCUGGACCGUCAAGCCCUAUGGCCUCAGCAUUAAUAUAACACCUCUCACCUCUAAGAAAGGAAAGCAUUCUGCUCCCAGCAAGAGUGAAAGCACUUCCAGCAUGGUGCAGACUGCAGGGCUGUCUUCCAGCAUCCUGCAACCUCAGAUCCGCAUUCAGCCCAUCACUCAGCAGCAUGUUGCAUCGCAGAGCAGCUCCUGUGUGCUGCUUACCUUCCCCCAAAACACACAGUCUGUGUCACACCGUCCAAGUCCUAUUCCAGCCACUUCACUUAUUGUCUCCUUGCCGGUCAUUAUCGCCCAGGCCCAGCAUACCAGUCAGCCUACCGCUCCUGCCAACAAAGGGUCCAUAUCCUCCACCCAAACGCCAAGUGGAACCCCUACCAAGCAAACCACCGAAACCCCAUCUAAAGUGCCUGUCUCAUUUCACACAAAAGGCUGCUCUACCAUCCAAAUCUGUGACGACUUCCUCCUUGGUUUGUGUUCUGCAGGGGAGAAGUGUAAGAUGCACCACACUCCCUAUCCCUUUCACUGGCAGCUGUGGUGUGUUCCCAACCACCAGUGGGUGGACAUUUCUCCUUGCUCUCAGGUCUUGCUGGAGAGGAUGUACUGCGACGUCAAUAAGGAUGCCAUUUGCCUCAAAAAUGGGAAUGCACGCUACACUUUGAAAUUUGACUCAAUGGAACUGGAUGACUCUUCGGUGUAUGAUGGAGUCAGGCGACUAUCUAACACUAACUGUAAGAUCAAGAACCCUCAUUUUGCCAGCCAAUUGAAAAUCUACUGGUGGAACAUCAGUUGGCAAGAGUACAACACGAGCUUGUCCGCUACAUUGCUAAAAAAGAUGAGCGAGGAGGAGUCAGAGUGUUUCUUCAGUGUCGGCUCACAGAAGUACAAGGUGGACUUCACUACCAUGACCCAGACCAAUGUCGCCACUGGGUUCCAGAGAGGCGUUCGCUGCAGACCCGCCUACCGCUCUUUGGAUUCUAUGAAACCGUACUUGCAGACAGGAGUCCUGCCUGACUCAGCGGAACCUCACAGUAAUCCUCCUGAGGCCAACUUUAGUGUAGAUCCUCUGGAGGAGUUCAGUUCCUGGUACCCUCCAGUGUGGUGUUGGGCUUCAGAGCAGGAUUACAGUCUAGUGGAUGUUCCUACAGGCACUCUGGCCUAUAAACGGGUUCAAGAAUUCUUCAAUGAGAGCAUGCCUGAGACAAAGGUGGACAUCAUCAGCAUCCAGCAGAUCCAGAACCUAUUCCACUGGGACAAGUACCAAAGGCAAAAGCUACACAUGCAGAAGCAGCGUGGAAAGGCCACCGGGAGUUUAGAGCGACAUCUCUUCCAUGGGACCGCCAAAGAGGCCUCAGAGGAGAUCUGCACCAGCAACUUUGACCCUCGAGUGGCCGGGGUUAACGGAGCUUCCCAUGGUCAUGGCACAUACUUUGCCACUGCUGCCUCCCUUUCCCACAUGUUCUCAGCCCAGUUCGGGCCAGAUGAAGUUUGCCACAUGUUCCUUGCCAAAGUCCUGGUGGGGAAGGUGACUGUGGGUAGGAGCCACUACCGCCGUCCACCUAAGCUCACCUUCAAGAAGAAGCAGCAUCGUCUGUAUGACGCCUGUGUUGACAGCGUGAACCUUCCCACCAUGUUUGUUGUUUUUGAUAGCUGUCAGUGCUACCCAUACUACCUAAUCAAAUAUAAAAACCUACCCAAAGAGAUAGAUAUUUAAUGAGGAUGAGGACAGGGGCCUCAGCCGCUAAAUGUUCAACAAAAAUCGUGUUCCAGUUGCAAGAAAACCUAAAGUGUUAACGAAUCCAGUAUAUAUUGUUAUCAAAUGCUCAGUUUAGUUUGAUAAAAUAUGCCAUACUCAGAUUGUUUACAGUGAAGUUCUUGACAAUAGUGAAGACAGUGUUAAAAUGACAACAUAUUCUGUAUCACUUAAUUUUUCAAAAUGCCUUUAUUUUUGUUAUUUGAAGAUUUUACAAUAAACACUUUUUUCCUUUUUUUUCUGUUCAAUGAUAUUCAUUUCUGUUAUGUUUAUAAACACUAAAUACAUUCACCUCAGUAUAAUAAAACAAAAACAUGUUUGAUCAACUGCUGGUAUAUUUUCAUACAGCCAAAUGAGCUGACUGCGUGUUCCAAAGGUCAGACUGGAAUGUGUUUCAUCAAAGACUUCUUUAGUAAAAGUAUAUACAGAAUAUUUUUCUUCAGAAUGUAAUUGCACACUUCCUUGAACAGGAAACAAUGGGAAAAUUCUAUUAAUUUAGCAUGAAAAAAUCAUGGUUCUUUGAAGGAUCCAGAUCAAACUGUUUUAAAAGUAUCUGACACUGCUGGCCAUAAAAAAUGUUCCCAGUUCAGUCCAUCUAAGAACAAACUACAUUGAACAGAUAA